Molecule: messenger RNA, 2906 nt
Organism: Danio aesculapii
Lineage: Eukaryota; Metazoa; Chordata; Actinopteri; Cypriniformes; Danionidae
Gene: lyrm5b
Product: LYR motif containing 5b
Exons: 3
Coding region: 94-348 (84 amino acids)
Biological process (GO): respiratory electron transport chain
Cellular component (GO): mitochondrion
Source: RefSeq, a predicted model, not a curated record
UUUCGAUGACCGGAGAAGUUUGCAAUCCUGAUUGUUUUCAUUGCGUCCGAAGGGCAAUUGGCAAGUUGUUUGUUAGAGUCCGAGUGAACCCUGAUGGCAAACCCACUCCGAGCAGAAGUAAAGCAGCUCUUCAAAACUUUGCUGUUUCUUGGACGGGAGUAUCCAAAAGGAGCCGACUAUUUCAGGGAGAGACUGAGGGCUGCUUUUGCCAAGAAUAAAGACGUGCGAGACCCAGAGAAGAUCAAACAGCUCAUCAGCCGAGGAGAAUUUGUGGUGAAAGAGCUAGAAGCGCUGUAUUACCUCCGCAAGUACAGAGCCUUGAAGAAACGCUAUUAUGAAGCAGAGUGAAUCAAGCCAAAUCGGUCUUAAAGAGAUAGAGUCCAAACAUGAACAUUCUGUCAACUCAACCUUGACUUGUUCCAAACCGGUUCUGUGGAACAAGAUACUUUAAAGAAUGUUGGAAACGUGUAACCAUUGACUUCCAUUGUAGGGAAAGCACAUAUGAUAGAAGUGAAUGGUUACAGGUUUCCAAUGUCUUUUGUGUCCAACAGAACAAAGAACUCAAACUGGUUUGGAGCAAGUCAAGGGUCAGAAAGUUAUCCUUCUGGACAAAAUGGAGGUUUCAAAUUCUGAAUGUUUCACGAAAACAUUUGUGCACAUUUAACAACAAAAUCAGGCAAAACAUGUAGUGAUUUUUUUAUUUCAAAGUCAAAACAAAUACGAGUUUCGCUAUUGCUAACAGUGUUUGUGGCCACUGCUAUGAUAGCGUCUGUCUGUUUUUAAAGAAAAUGUAUACAUAAAUUGUUGACUUGGCAGUGGUUUACGCUGGUUAAGUGGGACGAUAUGACAUUUAAAAAGCGUUAGUUAACACUUAAAUUAAGACUGUUUAAAACACGACCAACUGUGAGGUAGAUAUCAGUCCUGAAACUGAGCGCUCAAGAAAAACCACCGCACUCCGAUACAUCCGCUCUGCAGAUCGGACAAGUGGCAUUUUCCUGGAAGAGAAGAUGAAUGAGAUCAGUAAAAUGUAGUGAAACUUUGAAACCUUUAUGAAGCUUGUUUUGAAUUAGUGGUUCAGAGCAGUUUUCAAAUCCGUAAGGUCAUGUGAUUUCAGUAAACAGGGCUGCACGAUACUGGCAACAUGAUAUGCAUUGUUGUUGAGUGUUGCGAUAGUGAUAUAACUAAACUUAGCAAUUUAUGUAAUGAGCAUACUUAUGUAAUAGAUCAUACUAAAAUAAACAGGUAAUAUGUUUUUGAUCUAAAUAAAACUGACAAUGUGAAAAUAUUUAAACCUCAACACCAUUAAUGACAAACCGUGUGUAAUUUGAUUCCUAUUGGCUGUUGUCAUUUUCCAGCCUCCAGAAUUAGUAUUUAUUUUUAGCUCUAGGUUCAUGUAACGGCACCUACUGGAGAGGUGGGAAUAAACCUAUUAAAGGCCCCAUCUGAUUGAUCAAAUUUGAAGAAACAACCAAAGAAAAAUAAAAUAAUUCAUAAUCACGAUGAUAUAUUUUAUUAUAUACUGUCAGCCCUAGUCAUUUGAUUUUCCAUUGGAGGGCAAUGUGGGUUAAUGGGGUAUAUGCACACAGACUUUUAAUUUCAGUCUGCCAGCCCCAGGGCUUUCAGUUAAUAGUCAUCCCACACAAAAUCACAGCGUUUAAAAUGUGAUUUCUUAAAAAAAAAAAAAGCAAUCUUCACUGCUCGGCUGAGAAAUGAUAUAAAGUGAGUCUCAGACCAAACAAGAAGCUCUGCAUUGAAUGAUGUCUUUAAAAUAGAAUUAAUUUUACGCAGUAUUUUCAAUGGAAUUUCUUUAGUCUCUUUAUGCUUUAACAACCAAAUGGAUGUUCAAGUCUGUUUAACGGAUUAUAUUUGAAUUAAAUUACAGCAUCAAUACUGGAUUAGAAACCUUAUGAAAUUGAAAAUAGUCACAUUAAGCUUUCUCCGGAAGUUUAUCGGUGGCUGAAAAACACAAGCUGUGCAUAUAGCUCAUUCAGAUGGGCCACACAGUUGUUGAUCACAGAACAGGUUUCAUUGUUUUUAAUGGUCUCGGAUCAGUUUAACUAGUUUGUACACAUUUUGAGGCAUUUGUAAAAUUAAAAAGAUUUGUUAAAAGUCUCUUGUUGUAGCGAAUGGAACAAACAAUAGAAGCCAUGAAGAUAUAUAAAAGAACACAUUAUGCAGACACUUAAUGCUAUUAGAUGAGCUGAGUGCACUGACAGGUCAUACGUUCAAUGUAAGAUAUUUGGGGAAAAUGUUUUAACAGCGGGUGUGGUCUUUCGCAAGCUUUGAAACUAAAUAAUUUUGUAAAGCAAAUGUUUAACCGUUUCAAAGCUUCAAUGGUAAAAACACUGAGAACUGAUAUUAGUAAAGCAGUCAGACCUUUAACCAGCGGUCGAUGCACUUGACGUGGUAAUCAUGGAGACAUGGCAGCAUCCGGAGCCGUUCACCCGCUUUAUACUCGCUGAAACAGAUCUGGCAGCUGCAGAGAGAGUGAGAGGAUGAUUAAAAUACUGCAUUGUGGGAAAUGUCUCUUUGUGACAUCCUGUUGUUUGACUUACUCCGUCUUUCCUGCGCUGUGUGUGGGAUCGUAUGUUUUGAUGGGCAGCCGCUCGAUCUCAGCCUUGCUCAGAGUGUUUUUGGCCAUUACAGCACCCUGCUGCUCCUCAAACGCUAACAGAGCCUGAUAAAGCAAUAUUACACGUGAGGAAACAUGGUUUUACGGUAAGUCAUGUGAUUUGUGUGCAUCCGCAUAUCUCAGACCUCAUAAUUAUUUCCCUGGCUGUCAUUAAACAAGUCCAUCUGCAGGUGAGCAGCAGGUCUGUGGCGGGAAGCUCGAGUUCGGCCUGGUUGACGUCGGCCCUGUUGUCUGCCUGUCCAAUCAAAGGAAAAUUAAAUGAAACUUUCAAAUA